AUGGAGAACAACAGUACACAAUCUACACCUAGAAAAGUUUAUUUAAAACAGAAACAUAAAGGAUGCUGCAGAUUAUGUGGAUGUGAAACGGAAAGCCGGCGCAUGACAAACGUUUUAUCGGUAGCAGCAGUACAGAAGUUUCUGGUUAAAAUAAUAUCCGAAUCGUGUGGAAUUUUUAUACAAAGAUCGGACGGUCUUCCCACGGCUGUAUGCAAUAAAUGCAUAACCUUCGUUAAAAAAAUCCAUGUAUUCAUAGGCCAAUGUCAACAAGCACAAACCGACUUAAAGGAGCAGGUAACUGUGAAAAGAUGUCCUGUGCAAUCGCCCAACAUUUCAAACAAAAAACCGGCGAAACGGCAAUCAAUGUCACAAGAUGAUGAGAGUAUAGAAGAACCAGAGAUGGACGUGCCUGGCCCCAGUACAAUACAUCUAGACAUAGCUCAGUCAACUACGACUUCGACUCGCAGUGUAAGAAGCAGGCUCGAUUUUUCAUCGACCGCAAACUCAACUGUAAUCCCGUCUUCGACCCUGAUUACUGCACGUCAGAUAGAGAAAAUAACAGCAGCUGCACGAACAGAAGACGCCUCUGUCCUCGCGUAUAUAAUUAUGAAAUAUUGUCCCAACGUAGUUAGAGAGGUGAAGAGAAAAAUCACUGAUGAUAUAAAUGCGUCUUGCAAAAACCUUUGCCUUAGAAACAAAGGCUCUAUUUUACACGCUGGACGACAAGACUCAUGCGGCAUGAUGAUAAACUUCUCGUUUGAAAAGUUGUGGGAAGAAAUGGAGACCAAUAUCCCAUUUGUCAUGGAGAUUCUAAAUGCAAUCACUGGUGUUGAAGGAUGUAAAGCGAAGCAAGACCUACGAGCAAAGUACGGGUUUCUAUAUUCCAUUCUAAUGAAUGUACGUUGGCAUGAACUAAGUCUGAUUCAGCGAUUGAACACGCUUUGCUUAAUUGAAGGUGGCUGCUCAAAACAGGUAAAUUUUUUAUUAAUAUGUGUUUACGUUUCACUUUUCAAAAUGAUACAAUGUUCAUGGAUAUCUACUUGGCCUUAACUUUACCAAACGUAUACUACAGAAAAUUGAUUGUAUAUAGUUCUGUCAUAUAUACAACUACGUGCACGUGACUAUAUGCUAUAUGCAAAGACCAUUGAAAUCAACACAAGUGACAAGUGUACAGCUUAAUAUAUUCAGGUUGUAAUAGCACAGUGAUGUCUAUACGGUUUAUUUUAAUUUAAUUUCCUAAACAGUCAACUAAUAUAAAGGCGAAAAGCAAAGUAAAAGUGUGUUUUAUUUAUGUGUGCAUGAAAUUUGAAAAUCAUUCCAAAAUUCACGCAGCCGAGUCAGCUUGCAAUGUCAGGUGCAUCUAUUGUCUUAUUUGUUUGUUUUGGUCGUGUUUGUUUUUAACAGGUAAAAACUUUUUAACAGAGUAUGAACAGAGCCAUAGGUCUCAAUUAGGUUGUCAUAAUUAGCUGCACGAGUCUGCAUAAACAAAAUCAUUUGAGAUGCUAAUCAGUUUCCCUUCUUAUAAAACACGACAAAUUUAGGUAUUAAGAAACUGUAAAAUUCAGCCAUUAUGCGCUCUUUAUUCUUACUUUUUCCUUCAUCUGUAUAAUUUACAGUAAUAUGGCUGAUGUAUAAAUAGAGUAUCAACAUAAAGACCAAAUACAAACUAGGCUUAUUAAAGUAGUGCAUUGCCAUAAUUUGCAACAUUGUUGUCAAUUAUAAUUUGUAAUAAAAGGUUUCUCUUCUAGUUACAACAUCGCCUGAAUAAGCUUGGUGUUUGCCUGUCCCAUAGCAGACGCACUACUUUACUCACGUUACUGGGUGGUCAUUUCCUUGACAAGACAGUGGAGAAGCUUAAGAGUGGGAAGACUUUUCGUGGUACGGGAGAUAACUGGGACAUAAGAAUUUUGAAGGUAAUACGCAAGUGCAUAGCCAUAGGUAUUUCUUAAUAACUACCUGAACGAACAACGCUAUAACGUGUCUACAAGAUUAAAUACAUAUUAGUUUUUAAAUUUAAUGUUUUUAAAACCAUUUUAAUAUGUAUAAGCCUCGCGACAGUAAAAUUAACGUUCGUUUAUAUUGCAAACUUUAAUUUGGAAUGGUUACUACAAGUUUCGCUAUUAAGCGUGACAUCAAUAUUUAAUAACAAUGGACCAUUUGCAUUAUAGACUAAAUUUUGGUCUAGACGAAAAUUUUAUCACAGCUUGAAAGAGCAUCACAAAAUUAGUAAUAUUCCAAAGCCUAUAUUUCAUAUAAUAUAGCCUUGCGAAGUUUGCCGUUUUUCAGUCAUUUGGUAUUACGCACGGGAAAUUGACAGCCCAAUCGGGUGUUGGGGCAUCAAUUUCCCGUUUGUAAUCUAAAAGGACUGAAAAUUGCAAAUUUAGCAAGGCUAUAUUAUCCGCAUUUUACAACAUUUCGCAACGAAACUUUGGGAUAUUACUAAUUUUGUGAUGCUCUUUCAAGAUGUGAUGAAACUUUUGUCUAGAUCAAAAUUUAGUCUAUAAAUAUAACGCAGAUGGCCAUUGAUUUUAAAAUAUUUAAUAUUAAAACAUUUUUAUUAUAUUAUCAAAGGGUCAGAUGAGAAAAGAGGUUCACAAUGAAGACCUACAUCUUUUCGCAUCAAAUCUGAUUGAGAAUCGUGUUAACUUUCAACACCUUCCGAAUGAUAGUCCGCUCGGUGACAUUAAAUCUUGUCCAAGAUCUAAGUUUCAUUUAAAUGUUCAUGAAUGGAAGAAAUUUGCUGAAACUGCAAAGAUCCUUGUUGCACGGGUUCUCGUCGAAUUUUUCCCUACAUUCAGCUUUCUAAAGAAAGUCAUACCGGCUCAUAUUCAGCAUCAAUAUAGCGAAGAAAUGUCAAAGAAAUCUUUCGUCGUCCCUAUGCCAAUAAUCGAUGCGAACGAGGCGAAUUACGGAGAUUGUGUGAAGAUCUUACGUACUUACGAGAAGUGGAUCGCUGAAAUAUAUCACGAAGCGGGUUUGCUGGAGAAACUUCCUGAAUGCGAUAACCCACCUUUACCUGAUGGUAGGUUAAAAAAAUAGUUUUUCUUAUUUGUUUCAGUUGCAGUGUUUUUUGGUUAAACCAAACAUACAAUGCAUAACUAAAGUGUUCCUUUAUACGUUCAAAACUGAAACAGUAAUAGCAUGGGUAACAAAACCAAUUAAUUAUCUAUGUGGGAAUACUAUAUAAAUGUAAAAAAUGCCGAUGAAAAAUUCCUUCCUUUUUGAACUUCUCAAUAUAUAUACAUGAAAACCACAUAGAAUUUGUUUCACUUCUGUGUGUGUUUUAUAUACACACAUAGAAGUGAAACAAAUUUUACAUGCCUAGAGUAAAUAGUGCAACAUGCAUGCAUGAUCACAUUUAACACUACCAUACUGAGCCUAAGCCCAUAACACAACUGAGCCUAAGCCAAAACAAAUAGCCGAUGCAUACACACUUAGCUACAUUUUGUGAAGUAAAGUUCAGUAAAUUUCACAUUCGUUACUACGUAUUUAGUUCCUAUUUUUUUUACUAAAAUCAUUUUACUCAAGUUGAAAAGGUUUUGCAACAAGUUCUGGCUAUGAUUUUAAUUAUUUUGUACUCUUGGGUUUCAUAUAUUUGAAUGGGGGUCAACUUGAGACACAGUCAUGAUAUGAGUGAAUUAUUUGUUCACUGUAUAAUGUCUUGGCCUUUUUUUGUUUGGCAGCAAAUAUGUGCAAUUCUGUGUCAUUUGCUCACUCCAGUACAACAUGAUCGUUAAUUGAUACAUUUCAGGUUGACCCCCACUCAAUUUGCUAUAUAUAACACCUAUAAUGAAAGCCACCAAUAAUUUGAGGUUAUUCACCAUUUCAGCCAGGGACCAAAAUAACAGUCAGCCAAUGGACAAUGUCCGGCCAGAAUGUGGAGUUGUGUGGUCAAAUUCUUACUUUGCCCAGUCACUUUCGGCAAAAGAACAAACUAAUCUUCAUUUUAAUUACUGAUUACAGUAAGGCUUUUUAUAUAGCCGAUAAAACAGCCGUUUAUUGUUGCUUUUGAUUUAAGCUGAAUAAUAUGACUGGCCUGAUAUUCAGUAUGUCUGAGCUAAAAUCCACCCUAAACUUUUGGCUAAAUUGCCUUCAUACAAUCACAAUAGUAACUGUUAUCAGUAAAGGUCAUGCGAAUGUGGCAGCAUAACCCGAAAUCAGCAAGACAAACUAGCAAUGUGUCAUGUUGAUUUUUGGUCACAUCAAAUGAAUCCUAUGAAUUUAUAUUUAUUACUGUAGGUCCAGCUGCACAAGGUCAGACUAGGUCCCACACAUGUCAUUCAAGUGAUGAUCCGAUGAAAGAUAUGAAAGUAGUCUUUGGUGGCGAUCAGCUUACUCGUGUACGAUUUGCGGGAGCUAAAGACCUAUUAGCUGGCUCACAUACACCAAGUGACAGGUUUGAACAUUGUUCACCAUUCAAGCCGGUUAUGUGGCAUACCAAAGCUUCUUUCCUCCAAUACUGUUACACAUAUCUGCACAAUCCUCAUUCUGUAAGUCAAGUUGGUACACUAAAGUACUUCAGAGAGAAAUACAACAGGCAAAAUGCAACGCCAAAAAAGGUACUGGAUUGCUAUGAAGGGAGCGAAGAAUUAUUCCUCAGUAUGGGACGGGCUUACAUAGUUGUAGCUGCUUUGAAAUAUUUUGGUAUGUCAGAACUAAAUGACAAACCAACAGUUCAUGUCUUUCCUGACAAUUUAAUUUGUGACACCAUCGAAGCAAUGCAGAAGUACUUUGAUGAAGCACUUGGAGGAUUUAUUGACACAUUCUUCUUACAAAAACAAUUCAAUGCGGCAAAUCAUGACAAAGAGGACUAUGUUAUGAACUAUGGAAUGUCAUGUAUCUUCUUCGCAGUUGUCCUUUUGCAGCUUAAAGAUACCGCAGCUGAAGCGGAUGGAGAUCGCAACCUCGUUAACCAAAAGUUGCUGUUACUCAUUUUCAAAUCUUUGGGGACAUACAGUAAGUAUGCAAUUGAGAUGUUUGUGAGCAUUGCACAAAUGGAAUGUUUACUUACACCGCGCCUAUCAGCAGAAUUCAAGUGGGGAUUCUUUACAAAUUGGAGAGGUGGUUAUGGCCAUAAUUUAGAAGAUGAUUUGGUACAGGAAAUAACCAACAAACUAAGUAAGAACAUGGUACAACGAAUGGGACCAAACAAAACCAUUGAGUCCAUCAGCAGGUUGACCAAGUCUGUAAGUGGAAUGACUGAAGUUCUUCAGUCUUAUGACCAAGGAUUGAACAUACACAAGUCUUCAGUCCAGCAUACUGGCAGAGAUUGCCUAAAAGAAGAGAAAGAAAUGAUUGCAGACCUUAUAAAAUUGGAUCCUUUCACACACAUUGAUGGACGAUCACAUGAGUCAUUUCCACAAAUCCAAAGAUCCCCACUACUGAAGUUAAAUAUUGUGGAUUUUCAUCAGUGGUUAGAUCUGCACAAGAGUCAACUCUCACAGUAA
Messenger RNA from Paramuricea clavata, 5447 nucleotides. The record is from the annotation of a GenBank genome assembly. Lineage: Eukaryota; Metazoa; Cnidaria; Anthozoa; Malacalcyonacea; Plexauridae.